AUGGCUACGGCAGCUAUAGCUCCGCCGCAAGCGUGGAGAAAGAAGAAUGUCGUAUACAAGACGAUAAUAUCACUCAGCACCAUCACCGAAACCAUGACACUGGCCGGCGAAUAUAUGGCAGAGCAACAAUUAUCAACUUGCCCUGUUUCUGAGCCUUCGCGAGUGAACAAUGAUAUCGACCCUCCAAUCACAUACUCUGCCUGUGAAAAUUGUCCGGUAGCUACGGUGUCCUACUCCGACCAGCGGAUCACUAGCAUCGGUGACGUUCGGGAUAAUGGAACACAUACCUAUGUUCCAUACUACUUUGCAGGGUUCCAUGAAUGGGUCUUUGCAUAUACGAAGACUGUAACACUAUAUAUGUCACUUAGUGCUGUCAAUGGGCAGCCUGCAACCGUAACAGGGACGGAAUCUCAGGUUGGUACAUCAUUUACCUAUUCCCUCUCCAUCACCGAUAGCAUUGUCAGCAUUUCCCCAUCUUCCACAGUUUAUGAAAGUACUUCACGUAUCAGCAGGACCGGACCGGUAAUAAUUAACUCCGGGUCAAGUGAUGAAUCCACGCUCGCAUACGUUUCGACCGCACCGACAGUAUUGACUUUUACAAAAACCGAUUAUCGCAAUUCGACUGCUUUUUCCAGACAGACCGCCACGUUGCCUGUUGUUCUUACGAGUACCGCGAGUUCGAGUUCUUCUAGUAUUGUAACUGCAAGUGCUGCUGAUGCUACUGACUUUUCUUUUAGUUCUACUGCUUUGAAUGUUGAUCCGCAAACUGGAACUAUUACGCUCAAGUUCCCGCCUGCUUUGUUUCCUUGGAAUUUUUCUCCUCCUGCUACCCCUUCUUCAACAUCUACAACUUCCACAACAAAAAAGAAUAUAUCAAAAACAAAAACAAAAACCAGUAGUCUGGCAUCUAGUACUUCAACAGAGCCUAGCUACUUCGAUUUGUAUGCCGAUGCCAGCGAAGAGAAUAAUAGAGAGAACACGUAUCCGAUUGCCAAGUCAAAUAAUUCGGCGUCGAAUGAGUUGCAACUUUUUCAGGACAGGCCAAAAUAUGUGAAGCCUUUAAGCGUUUACCUAAAUUCCAAAGGCGAGCUUAUUGAAAGGGCUACAGGUGGGAUAGUGUAUCUCAUCUCUACUUCUGAUCUUUCAAGCUCAUCCAGCAAACGACGAAGAAAACGACAAGAUUCGGCAGACCAAGCAUGGAGUAUGCAGUUCAGCUUGAAUCCGCCGUCCGGCGCUCUUAGAUACGGCUUCAAUAUUGGUUCUACAGGGACCCUCGUUUUUAGUGGAUCUGGGAUUAGUUUACAGUUUGCGUACUGUACUUCAUCAGCUACCAAUUCGCUACGGGAAGAUAUUGUUUAUGGACUAUCCAAUCCAUCGAGAUAUAGCAACUGUGUUACUAUUAGCUUGUUGGCUAUUGAUAGUGCUACGGCAUCGACAUCGGCUAGCAGGGGAACGACUAGCUCUGGAAGGGGGGCAUCUAGAACCUCUGUUAGAGGGGCUACUUCCUCUACAGCUAGCGCUGCUCGUGCAGCUACAACCUCACAAGCUGCAGCUACUUCCGCAAGAAUGGCGUCCACUUCAACAACCUCUCGAGCUCAGCAAAAUAGUCAAGGCCAGAACAACCAGGGGAAUCAGAAUACAAGUCGAAGCCAAAGUAACGGCCGCACUACAGUGGUAUCUAGCCGGGCUACUAAUUCUGCGAGCCUCCCUUUUCUGGGAACUAGUUCUACCUCUAGAGAUAGUCGAGUAGUAGCCACGUUUAGUACUGGUUCUCAGCAAACCGUCAUUGUGACUAUGGAUGACUCGGACUUCAGUAAUAUCUUUACUGCUACUCAGACUCCAAAUCAUGAUGUAACUUCCUCUAGACCCAGUCAGAUGUCCCAGGAUGCUCAGGCCAGUCCCAGCCAAACCCCAGCAAGUGGACAAGAAAACUCUCUAGGUACUUCGGAAACUAGAGUCUCAGCAUCCGAAAGGGCACCAGAUCAAAGUACUCCACAACAAUCACCUGCCCAGUCUCAGAACCAGCCCCCGUCUUCAGCAGAGACAUUCCCUGUCCAGAACCCUUCAGAUGGGAAUGUUGGGAUUCCUAGUCUGACUUCGGCCGGCCAGACGGCUGAUGGUGCUACUCAAUCACCAGACGCUGGAAAACAGCCACAAACACAACAACCACAAUCUCCGGAUAGCUCCAGCGCCUUCCAAGGGGACCAAAGCGGGACUCCAGUUGCUACCCCGACAUCCGCUCAACCGUCGGAUGGGGCAACGGGGCCGAUUGAUACCCCACAAAAUCCCGAGAGCGGAGUCGCUUCCGCUGGCCCAGCGGUUUCUAAUGUCGCCGGGGAGUCUUCUCCCACAUCGGGCUCACCAGUAUCCAGAUCUGAAGGCGGAGGGGUGACUCAGCCAACAGGCCAACCAACAGAUCAGACUACCUGGAGGCCAGUAACAAUCACUACGAUAGGAGCUGAUGGGUCUUCAACGACGUUUGUAGUAGCACCUACCCAAGGCCCAUCAGGACCCGGAACGAUCCCGAUUACAGACGCAAAUGGAUCUUCAGCCACCCUUGUCGUGGCUCCAGACCAACCACAAACGAUCACUACUACGAAUGCGGAUGGUUCAUCUACGAUUAUAGUGAUCACACCGACAGCAAGGCCAACAGUCGCGGGGCCUCAGACUUUUACCACUACGAAUGCAGACGGUUAUUCAACUACUAUAGUUAUUACACCUACCGAAGAAACUAGUCCUCCCCAGCAGCCACAAACGAUUACGACAACAGGGACCGAUGGUUCUUCAACGACUUUAGUGGUAACCCAAAACCAAGAGGCUAGUAGCAAUACUGCUCUGAGCUUUCCUAUAGUCGUGACAAAUAUAUUCACAACUACGGGUUCUAAUGGCGUCGAGGGAAUUACCACAAUAGCCUCGACGUCGUCUAUUAAUACUGUUUCUUCGAACAACAGCGAUGUAACUUCUAGUCAGACUACGGACAUUUCACUUUCCGAUUCUUCUUUUAUCUCAUCAGCGAGUGCGGCGGCUACGAAGACGAGAACUAGAACAAAGACUCGUGUAACCUCGACUGACAAUGCCCCAAACCAAAAUACCAAGAUUAAUACGAAAACUAAGUCUACAAGGUCCAAAACUAAGAUUCCAAAGACAACAUCAAUUGAAAAUGAGAACUCUGGGUCAGACUCUAAGACUAAAACAAAGACGAAGACUAAAACAAAGACAAAAGCGACCUCGGAGGUGACUUUAGAACCUGAGUCAACUUCAAAGACUAAGGCCACUAAGACCAAAACUCCGAAGACAACUGCAACUAAUGAUUUGGAAUCUGGGACAACCUCAAAAACAAAGACAAGUAAAACGAAGUCAGCAAAGACCACAGCGAGUGGAGAAACUACGUCAGCAAAGGUUAAAACUACAAAGACAAAAUCAACAAAAUCAUCCGCGGCAUCUCCGAUAGUUGGUAUUCCCACCGGUGGCCCCACGGCCGAUGAGACUACGUCUACCAAAGUGAAAUCUACAAAAACCAAGUCAACAAAGACAAAGCUACUAGAAACUUCCGAAGUUUCUUUGUCAACGGAUACUUUUGGUACUGUAGAAGAAACUAGCUCAACAAAGAUCAAGUCUACCAAGUCGAAAACCACAAAGGCAACAGCAGCUGCGAGUGUCACCUCAAUUGGGGAAUUGCCAACAAAUGUGGUAUCGACGAAUACUCAGUCUACUGAGACUGAAGUAGUGACAAGUUCUUCACCUGCAAGUAUCUCGGAAACGUCAGUUGAGGAAGCAAUCACGACUACAUUGACUACAACCGGAUCCAAUGGAGUAGAGGGGGCAACUACCUUCACCAUCGUGCUGACUUCCUCAGAACGCUCUCCUUCUUCGUCAAAUUCUGAACAGGCUUCUACGGAUGGAGAAGAUGAGAAGACUACUACAGAUAGCCCUGAAUCCACUCGGGGAAUUCCAACAAUAUCGGUUACCUCUGGAUCUAUCAUAGAUCUCACUACUGACCAAGACGCGCAACCAUCAACUGUUACGACAUCAAGCGUCAAUUCACCUGGAUCACCUAUCAUUGGUAUUCCGGAUAUGUCUUCUACUGAACCAUCCCAGAGUUUCUUAACAACGUUUACAACUGGUGAAAAUGGGCGCACUACCCCUGUGGAGGUAACGGAAACCGAAGUUCCAGCCACCACUCAUGAGGAGUUUACCACAACUUCGCUUUCGAUUGGUGAAGAUGGUCAAACUACCAUGAUUGAACUGACAGUAACAAGAGAUGAUACAUCGUCGCCGGUAGUAAAUACCGGCGACGACAGCCUUACAACUCUUCUUGAAAGCCCAAGUCAAGCUGUUACAACUGGAGAGGACGAAUAUACAACUUCUCUUGAUAGCCUAAGCCAGGAGUUCCCGACUGGGGAGGAUGGCACAACCACACCGGUUGAAAUAUCAUAUAUGCCGACACUAGAUGAAGGAUCUAGUGUGGCUGAGUCCACUUCCUUCAGCACCAGUAGUCCUAUUAUAGGGCUUCCGAACUUCUCCAGUUCUACUGAGCUUGUAUAUACAAGUGUUUCUACCGGAGACGAUGGAUCUGAAAUGACCGUGGAAAUAACUACAACACAGGAUAUAAGCUUCACAACAGGGGAGGAUGGAUUACCAACUCCGCGUCCGUCAGAGGGACUCUCUUCUGAUGAAUCCCCGACGACAACGACAAUUGAGAACCGCUCCCCCAUCACUGGUAUCGUGGAAGCUUCCACUUCGAAAGUUGUAUCCAUAGAUGAUUCGACGGAGCCAAGUAAUGCACCCGAAAAUUCCUUAGAGGCAACUUCGUCCCCAGGUAUAGUCCUGACCACGACCAACGACGCCGGCUCUCCCGUCGUCAACUUACCCGAUCCCACGGCAUCAGAAACAGAAUUUACGACAUAUGCAACGGGAGACGACGGAAGUCAAAGUUUAAUUGAAGCGACUACUGCAAAAACUUCCGAAUCUGAUGCUACCGCGAUCUACACAACGGCAACCGAAGGAUUUGAAACCCGAACUGAGAUGACGACCACUCAUGAGUUUACUGUCAUUACUAGUUAUUCCACUGGCGACGAUAGCAAUCAGACUCCCGUCGAGAUAACAACCUUGAUAGAGCCAGAUUUGACAUAUUCAACUGGUAGUGAUGGUUCCAUCACCAUUGAACCAAUUACAAGUGGUAGAACUGCGAUUGUUAGUUACAGUACAGGUGAGGAUGGCAUUACAACACCAAUUGAGGUUUCUCGAACUUUUGAAUCGAGCAUUCUAUACACCACCGCUGAGGAUAGGCAAUCUACACCUGUGCCAAUCACAUCGUCGUUAGAAUCCACUUUCAUCGUUACGACAAAUGACAACGGAUUGGAAACAACAAUUGGAAUCACAAGCCAGCAGUCUCUCGAUUUUGCGACCGAGUCAGAUGAACAAACAAGAUCUAUUAAUAUAGUUACUACACUGCAACCCUCUGUUAUCACGACUACUGGGGCGGAUGGUUCAGAGACUACAAUUUCUAUAUCUUCUUCCCAGAUUCCCGAGUCCUUUACGACUACAAGCGAUAAUGGCUCUGAGACAGCAAUUGAAACUCUAGCGUCGGACUCCAUGGCCUAUACCACAGGUGAUUAUGGACAGCUCACGACAGUGGAAACACCUUCAACCAUACAGCCAAGCCUCAUCACUGUUACAGAUGCGGAGGGGUCUGAGACGAUAAUCGAGAUUACACCUACUGCUUUUGAUAGCUCAAGUAUUGAUGGAGAAACUAAGGUUUUCGAGUCAAGUUCAUCAGCCGAGCCUAUAUUUAUCAUUACAACGGGCGAUGAUGGUUCCGAAACCGCAGUUCAAGUGACCUCUUCAAGAGUGCCAUCGAGUUUCGUGACUACUACAGACGCAGAUGGAGCUGAGACAUCAAUUGAGAUUACACCAACAGCUCCUGAAAUCUCGACUAUCGAUUGGGAAACUAACAUCGUGGAGCCAAGCUCAUCAGUCGAGCCCCAUAUUAUUACUACAGCGAAUGAAAAUGGGUUUGAGAGCACAGUCAUAAUUAGUCGUUCGGAUAUGCCUUCGAGCUUUACGACUGACCAGAGCGGUGGAACGAUACUCAUUCCGACAGGACCAACAACACCCGCAGAUUCGAUUCUUACCUCUAGGUCAGAUGGCAAUACUAUUCCAGUCGAACCUAGUGCAACUCCUGAGACGUUAGAGUUCACGACCGGUGAUGACGGCAUCACGACCCCUAUCCAAACCCAUUCAAGUAAUGAGGCUAUAUCCACAGAGAAUAGUCAAUCGGUGGAAACUUCUCAAACAGUUUUUACGAGUUAUGCUACCGACGAGAAUGGAAACACUACGCCGGUUGAAAUAUCUAAGAUUCCGGAAGCUACAUCUGAAGGAGUCUCGACUAUGUAUACAACCGGUGAAGACGGAUUCACAACACCUAUUUGGGUUACCAAGGUUCCUAGUACCGCAUCCGCUAGCACAGAAUCCACUAUCUAUACGACAGAUGAGGAUGGGGCGACUACUCCCGUGGACCAAAGCCUUUCGAACUCAUUGCCAAAUGAUGUAACAGGUACCGACGGACUCACGACGCCGGCUGAUGUUACCAAGAUCCUAGAGAUUACAUCCUCUGAGAUUUCAUCUGGUGCUAUCACGACAGAAGAAGAUGGGAAGACCACUCUUGUGGAUUCACCUACAUCUGGUUCAUCCCAAGGACAUAAAAGUGGUGAAAGUGGAUCUACAGCACCUGUUGAGGCUACAUCCAUUGAAGCUACUUCAGCACCGGAGGCAACAACACCCGGUAUGUACACGAGCUUUAUAACAGGAGAUGAUGGCUUCACCACACCACUUGAUGUCACCAAGCUACCGGAGAUAUCUUCUUCUGAAUCCACAUUUACUACGUUUACGAUUGGGGAUGAUGGCUAUACUACACCCGUUGAAAUGACUACACAUCCAGAGGGAACUUUAACCGAGAAGAUUACAACAGAUGAAGGUGGUUUUACAUCGCCUGUCGAUAUCACUACACCACCAAGCGCUACCUCUUCUGAAUUAGUAUCUACUACAUUUAAAAUUGGAGAUGAUGGCAGUACUACUCCCAUAGAAGUCAUCCAUACCCCAGAUGAAAUAUAUUCCGAGAUAGAUGCAAGCUUCACAACUAGCGAAGACGGUUUUACGACGCCUAUCGAAACUAUUUCGCGACCAGAGGAAACAUCAUCUGAUGGGUAUACAAGCUUCAUAACAGGUGAUGAUGGAUUUACUACGCCCGUAGAUGUCACUAAGGUGCCAGAUAUCACGUCUGGAUCUGCACCUGCUACAUUCACGACUGGGGAUGGUAACACCACUCCUACAAAUGUGACUGAUAGGCCAGAGGAAAUACCAUCUAAAGGUAUAGACAUUGACGAUACAACUGAUGAACCCGAAUCUACGACUCCUAUUGAGCUUACUGAAGUUCCGGAGGUAACAUCGUCCUCGCUCAUAUCUACCGUCCAAGCGACGGGAAGUGACGGGAAUACGAUAUCUACUGGGGUAACCAACCUCCCGGAAGACACCAGUUCGGCUACAGACAGCUACGCCAGUUAUAGCACAGAAGCCGACAGCAGUAGCGUACCAAUUGUCGUUGCUACCUCAGAGACAAUCCUAAGCACUGAGAUGUACACAAGCUAUACGGCUGGUGAUGAUGGCAUUAGCACUCCUGUGGAAUACACAAAGUUCCCAAUUUUUACUUCUACAACAGGCCUAGAUGGUUUUACUACCUCGAUAGAGGAAACUAGGCCUGUUGGAACUAACUCCAACACCAAUAGCUUGGCGACUAUUACAGGAGAUGGCGGCACCAUCUCGGUAGUUACAAUGUCUCCUCCCGAAUCAAUGGGCCAAUACACGACCGGAGACGAUGGUGUCACCACGCCCACUAGCCAAAAAACAGAGCAGCUACAGACUUCUGUAACAGCGAAUGAUAAUGGAUUACCUACACCUCUUGAAACUUCUCAAUCACCCCAAACGACGGAUGGGGAAACAGUGGGUGGGAGACCCGGUAUCGACAUCCCAUCGCCUACAAAUUCUGAAAAUACUGCAGGCACCUUCAUCACUGGAGUAGAUGGUGAGACUAUAGCUUCUACUAUAAGCCAUGACAAUGAAGGUACAUCCGCAACUAGCUAUCCCACUACCGGGGAUGAUGGAGUUCCGACGCCCGUGGAAAUUUCCUCUAACACCGACUUGACCACAGGCGAUAAUGGGCUCACCACUUCAAUUAUAGCCACCUCCACUGGAGAUGAUAGCUUGGUUACAUCUAUCGAGACCAUCGCCUCUUCUACCCAAAAAGAGUCUGGUACAAGUGCUACAAUGAGGGAAGAUGGCCUUACUACUCCCGGAGACGGCGAAAUUUCAGCGACAGUAGAGUCUAAAUUUACUACUGGUAAUAGCGGGGAGGUUACUACUAUCCUGUCUUCGCCGGCUGAGAUUAGCUUUACAACUGGGGAUGAUAGUUUUACAACUCCAAUCCUCCAAACUAGCGUCGUUUCACCAACUGCUACAGCGGACGAGACCGAUCUCACUACGGUAGCCGAAUCCCUAAGCUUGACCACUGAUGCUAGCUUUACGACUGGGGAAGAUGGCAGGACGACUGGGUUUGACGCUUCCACGAUGAUUGCAACAGGAGAGGAUGGAUUUACAACGCCCACGCCCCAAACCAAUAUCUUCUCGCCGUCAGUGACGGUGGGUGCCUCCAAUAUUAUUUCUACUACUGGCGAUAAUGAUAUGAGCUCUUCUUCGGAUAGCUUCACAGAAAGCUCUUUAGUCACUUCAGAUCCAUCUGUAACAACAGGUGAUGAUGGUUUCACGACACCAGUUCCCCAGACGAACAUAUUAUCACCAACUGCGACAACAGGCGAAGAUGGCAUCAUAAUACCGAACACAUCUUCGAUUCCCGACAUAACCACUACUAAUGAAGUUGACUUCGACCUUAGUACUUCCUCAAAAGCUCUUCCAGUCACUUCAGGAGCAGCUUCCGAAACGGGAGAUGGUGGGUUUACAAUACCAGUUGAUGACGGGACAUCUGCCACACAAGCCACCCCGACACCAGCCGAGGAUAGCACAACAACAAGUCCGCUUAAAACUCCCACUAAAGAUGCAUCUACUUCAGAAGUAACCUUUAUGACUGGGGAUGAUGGACUUACAACUCCUACCAAAACACCGACGUCUAGUCCGCUUUCUUCUUCUGCGGACUUGUCAGAGCCUGGGCCGACUAUUUUGCCCGUUAGCUCUACAACUUGGACUAUAGUAGAUGAUGGCAUUAGUACCCCUAUUGAAACAUUCGUCCAAACCAUGGAGAGUACUGAACCAGGCACAAGUGAGACAUUUUCGCUCGAUACUUCCACAGAUUUUAGUUAUACGACGGGUGAUGACGGCCUAGCGACUCCAGUCGUUCGAACCAAUGUCGCGUCAAUAAGUUUUACAACCAGUGGCGACGGAUCCACCACUCCGGUGGUUGGAACCAUGACUUCCUCAGGUAUACAAUAUCCCAUUACUGAAGAAAAUGGCUCAGCUACCCUCUCAGAGGGAGUUUCAGUAUCUGGAUAUUCCUCGAUGACUGGUGACGGCGGGUUGGCUACACCGGUGGAAACAGUAGUUGAAUCCUCAGCUAGUGGUUCCACUACCAGCAAAGAUAACUUUACUAUAACCACCCCCAACGAAGGAUUUUCAUCCGCUAUUAACAGCGGUAGCGCCGCUAGUACGGAUGAUAGCACUCUGAUUGGUAUUUCAAGUGAAGCAUCCGAAACGACUACUAGUUCCAGCCCAAGUACAUCCAGCCAACUAGAACUUAAUACCAGUACUGAAGUGACCGGGGGAGCUUCGCAUAAAACAAGCAUGGAUGGAGCUUCUACGACUAUUGGCCCAGAUACUACGACUUCUGGUCCCGAGGAUUUUACAACUGGUGAAGACGGCCUUGCUACACCAAUACAAACUCGCCACGAUCAGGUAUCAGUAACAAGCGAGGGUGAUGGAUCUACAAAUACUAUUGAGCAUGCAAACCGAACAUCGAUGAGUUACACCACUGAUAGCGACGGAUCAUCCACUCCAGUUGCAUCAGAACAGGUUGUGACUACCAUGCCGGAUGGGGUUACUACAUCCGUCGAAAGAACUUAUCUUAGUUUACAGAGUUCAUUAAGUUUCUCCGAGACAUCCUCCACCGCCGAAUCAUAUUUGUCUGAGAAUGUGCAGCCAAUAUUUACGAAUAGUCAAUAUGAUACUAAAACUUUAGCGGAAUCGACGUCGACAUACGAAAUUGGAAGUUCUAUUGUUGGAAUCCCCACAUCGGAAGAUAUUUCUAGCCUCAGCGAUUCUAGAACUCCCGAAUCUGGCCAGGCAACUACAACAUCGAUAGAAACUGCGUGGACCGAGAGUAGAAGCGACGCUACAAAAACAUCGACUUCACAAGAUAGCUCCACGUCCGCACCCGAAGGUUUCACAAGUACUCUAGAUGGUGGAACAGUGAUUACCACAGCCGAGACUCCAAAUAGUGAGUUUAGCAAGACAGAAGAGCAGCAGACAGCUACAAGCUUUGAUGAAGAGACUCAGACAGCUACUUCUACUACUUCGGAAUCCAGUUCCCAGCGGUCUAUUGAUACUGGAAGUCCCAUAAUUGGAAUACCGGAUAUUACUUCUUCGGCGAAUUCCAAAGAUCAGGGAUCAAGCAUAACUUCAGAUGAGAUUACCAGUACCUUAGAUCAAUCUACUGUAGCGUCUGAAACAGAACUUCUGAGUUCAUCAGGGUCAACUAUCGGUGGCCAGCCCUCACUAGAAACAACAAGUGACACCUCAGCAGUCGAGCCUACUUCCGUUGAAGAUAUCACUCUAUCAGAGCCGACUAGUAGGCCAGAUGAGACGCCGGUAACAGCGACCAGUUCGCGGGACCAGGGCACUUCGACACCAGCCGACCAUACGACCAGUCAAACGGGUGUCGAAGCCACUAUGACCACACCAGACAAAUCAGCUUAUGAUACAGACACUCAAACAACUGUAGAACGGGACACCGAUACCCUCUCUACGGUUUCGCUACCAAUCGGUAUGGUUAGCACAUCUAGUAUCUCUCAGACGAGAAGUGAGACAAGCGGUGAUUCUCGUGCUUCAACGACAGCUAGUCAAGAAGAAGAAACUACAUCCAAGACCACGUCCGAGCCGCAAUCUACUGAUGCGAGCAGCUUUGAAUCGACCAUUCUUGGGUCAGAAUCAUUUCCCAGCUUGAAUCCGCCUACAAACAUCGCCAGCAUCCCAUCUUCCACAGAGAGGCAGGAUAUCCCGGCUUCAACCACAGAUGAUUCAAUGCCUGCACGAACUUCGUUGAGUGACUCUAUAACACUAUCUUCUGGCAAUACCUCUACCAGUUCCGAGGACCUACAAUCCACUUCAACCAGGAACCAUUUGUCAGGAGAGACUACAGUCUCUAUAACCUCAACCGAGGCAUUGACUACUGAAACCAGCUCCUCGUCGACUCCGGGCGAAGACCGCGCUGUUGAGACCUCUACGACAUCGGAAGAUAAUUAUUAUACUUCAGUCGGAGGUAUGAUUAGUGGUGCACCUACUGAUAGCAAUGAUGCGGGCAGUACCUCCGCUACCAGCACGGAAUUUACGACCCCGAGUGCACGAGAAAACAUCCUAAGCACGACACAUACAGCCUCAAGUGGGAGUGAUGCAAGUUGGACUGCAGAAGGUACGGACUCAACAGAGAUUUCGGGUAUUUCUGUGCAAACAACCUCAGCAUCCGAAUCUAAAACUGUUAUUGCUUCAGUUACAUCCGAUCGCUCAGGGUCUAUAGAAACAUCAACUCCUGAAGACUUAUCAGAAAAAUUCACCGUUACGUCCCUCAGCGAGGGACUGCCUACUAUGUCGCUCGACGAUGAGCAUAUGGUAUCUACGUCCAGUAUUGAAGCAUCAGAGUCCACAACUGGUUCAGGAAGCUCCAAGUCAACCUCAGAUGAUCAGGAUACCGAAUUAACAACUAAAUUCACCGAAACUGAUGCUCCAUCAAGCUCUACUGACUCGGAAUCGGGAACGAUACAUGCGACUGGAACCUCAAGUACUGAAUCUGAGAUAAUUGUCUCGUCUACUCAAGCUACAACCUCUACAGAAUUUGACAAAAGUACUUCCGGAGGAUCCUCGUCAAGUUCAAUCGCAGAAAUUUCUAUAACUACCGGUAGUCCAAUAGUUGAUUUGCCAGAUGUCACUUCAACCAGUGAUCUCUUAUCUACGGAAUUAUAUAGCAAAUCAAACAGCAUUAUUGGUCCGAACGCAAGUUCUGAGUCUAUAACAGUCUCUGGCUCGUCUACAGAAACCGGUAGCGACACAUCUGCCAGCUUUAUUACAACAGAUAGCGUUGAAAGCACAACUGCGGGUUCGGACUUCGAGACUACCCUUUCAACUUCUAGUAUUGGCCCAGAACGCACAGCGACUGAUGAUACAACAAGUUCAUAUACUACUGGCAAUCCCAACAUUAACUUGCCUGCAAUAACAUCAACAAGUGAAAAUAUUAGUCCUGCUUCUGAUGGUGAAGCUAGUAGCACCCGUAGUGGCGAAGGAGAAUCCACAUCACCACUUGCUCCUACUGGAGCUACGGAUGCAAGCACCACAGAAGAUAUUUCAUCGAGCGUGCCAUCUGAAAGCACUGGUACAACGGGUGUUAAUUUACCAGCAAGUUCCCUCGAUGACAAUGAGAGUGUGGUUAGCACGGCAACUGUAUCUCAAAAAGAAAAUACAACCCCCACCUUUGCCAUUUCUAGUGAGAGUGAUGGUGCGAGCUCGAACGACAUUAGCUCCAAAGCCAUGGCUGAAACAGUCGAGAUUACUACGUCUUCACUUUCGGAGGAGACAACAACUUCGCAGUUUCCUAGUGCGGAGGAGACUCCGACUACAGAUGUUACUAGUUCUUUCGGCGACAACCAAGGGAUAAUUAGUACAACUUCAACGGAUACGUCGACUGAAACCGGCGAUUCUCCGACUGCCAGCUCUGUUGAAUCAUCACAGAGUAGCGGCCUCGCUAGUCAAACGUUGGCGACUACCUCCUUUGACCUAGAUUUCACAAGUUCGCUGAGUCAGAAUUCGCUAGAGGCCACUACUACGCCCUCUCAAUCUAGCUCGGUCGAGGCUUCGGAGGCUACCUCAGAUACGGGAAUAACAACGAGGUCUGAGAGUAGUUUCACUUCAGCGAGUGUUACAUCUUCAACCACUUCUACUGAAUCGGACCCAGGGACCGAUUUCUCUCUUUCAGAGCAUACGAAACCAGUCAGUGCUACGGAUACCACGACAAUAGACCAAACUUUUAGUUCAACAAGCUCAGAUCUCUCGAUCGCGAGCGAUAGUACGACUAGUACAGAAACAGACAGCAAGGACAUAUUGACAACUGUUACAGCUCUACCUCUCAGCACUGAUUCAGAUCAUGGAGGAUCAACCGUAUCUCAGCCACUAGAGAGUUCAAUUUCUGCAGAAAUAACGACUAGGGUAACUGAAACCGAAACGACAACUUCUGAGGAUUUUACGUCAUCAACAAGUCCAUACACCCAACCUACAGGUGAAAACACUCAAAGUGAUACUACUUCAUCCAAGGAAGAUGGAGAUACGAUAUCAACUGUUAGUACCAAAGCAAACCUUGUGUCAAGUACUGCUAGAUCUUCAAUGGAUGAGAUCACGACUUCCAGUACUUUAUUUUCAGGAGACGGGCCCUCAACCACCACUACAGAAGGGAUACUCGAUACACCGACAGACUCUUCUACUGAAAGCCUAAGUAGCUUUCAGACUAACCAUGCCUCUAGCUCCGAUAGCUCCGGCUUAACUUUGAAAACAGAGGUUGAUUCUGCCUCCAGCAAUGAGUUAACCGAAACAGAAAGGAGUGUGACACCGACGCCCGAUGCGAUGACUAGUUAUAGUUCUAUUCCCACAUCGCAAUCUUUCUCCGAACAAAGCUUUCCAGAGACAACAAGCGCGUCGACAGCUGAAGAAACGGCGGCCUCUUCCCCUGAUACUAUUUCAAAUGAUAUUACAAGUACCUCCUCGUUUUCGGAAGGUGAAGUAACCAUCACAUCAUCUGAAGGCAGCGAAACAACAGAUCUUUUCUCUUCUUUGGGAACAUCUACAAGUGCUGAUCCUAGCUUCCAAACUGAUGGUCACUUGGCAUCAACUGCCAGCAUGAAAAGUAGCACAUCUGAAAAUGAGCCAUCUACUACUCCAGUAGCUGAAACCGCUUCGAGUACAUCUUCCCCUUCCUCAACAGUGCUAGAGACCACAAAAAUUUCAGAAACAACCACCGAUUCAGAAUCUACUGAUGUGGGUUCCAUUACGGAGACAAUCUCAGAAGCUUCAUCUUCUGGGACUCCGGGCAGCGCUCCAACAACCUUAGCCGAUAGACCGACGGGUUUAACGGAAUCUAAUGAUUCCAUAUCCACUUUAGACGAUAAUAUCGGCAUUGUAUCCACCAUUAGCCAGACAAUAUCUGCCACUGCAACUAGCGGCCUUGAGCUCACGGGCACUGACACAGAUUUCACUUCAAAAUCAACUUCAGAAAUUUCAACCUCUAAUAAUUCGGAUAGUUUUCCUAUCAGCCCCACUGAUAUCCCUAUAGGUUCAACGGAAACAAGUAGUUCUAGCUCAACGGUAGCUAACAACCCAAGUAUAAUUUCAACAAGUCAGAAGAGUUCCGAAGUGGUAUCUGCAGCACCAACCGACUCUCUAAUUUCUUCAUCUGGUGCUUUAGAAAGUUCUACUAGCGAUUUCACUACGACGGCAUCUACGGACGAGCCAACCUCAACUCUGGACGACAAUGUGGCUAUUCCUCCCACAGAAGAACCAAAAACGCUUGGUUCGGCUCCGAGCCCGGAACAAACCCAAAUAACAUCAGUUGCAAAUAGCACUACCGCUAAAUCUUCAGAAAUCACAUCCUUAACUAGUAUAGGUGACGACAUAGGUGUAGUCUCUACAGCUUCAUCCUCAAGCGAUGCGGAAGCUACCACUGCCGCCGUUGGGGCCACAGCCAGCACUACAGUUACAUCUUAUUCUAGUGAUACUGCGGACUCAGACUUUUGGAAAACUACAACAACUGCGAGCAGCACUACCAUGGUUACCAAUGGAACUACCCCUUCUCCUAAUCAGCAUAUUCUUACAACAAGUAGUUUUAUCUCCGAUCCAACUACUUCGUUUAGCGAUGCUACGAAGUCAGGAUCAAUGAGGAGUAGUACCAGCCGGUCAAACACAACAGCAAUUUCCCUAGACGAACAUCUCGUUUCUACUAGUACCGGCGGCAUAGCAUCACCGUCGUUCCUCAGCACUACCGCCGUGGCGUCAACAACACUCGCUUCAAGUACUAUCUUGAGUACCUCAGAAUUCCCAUCUAGCACAAUCGCUUCAACUACAUCCGGAUCCUCUACCAUGUCCUCAUUCUCGAGUACAAUCACCUCAAGUUCUUCAAGUACCACGACCUCCUCGAACAGUAGUUCAACGUCCACUGAAAGUGCACAAGAUAAUGUCACUUUCCAAGUUAAUUACUUUACAGCCUCGUAG
This is a messenger RNA of Orbilia oligospora ATCC 24927, 15525 nucleotides long. RefSeq lists its product as uncharacterized. The transcript has 2 exons. The coding region runs from base 1 to 15525 and encodes 5174 amino acids. NCBI's taxonomy places the organism in Eukaryota, Fungi, Ascomycota, Orbiliomycetes, Orbiliales, Orbiliaceae. The record is from RefSeq and is a predicted model, not a curated record.